AUGAGACUCUUUUCCUUGGCGGCUAGCCUUGCGUUUGCUAGCAUUGGGAGCUGUAUCACUACUUCCAACAAUUCGACUGCUGGAAUUGAGGCGUUGGUCAGAAGAAGACUUCCAGAUCAUGUCAACAGCUUUUCCUUCACUUUGAGCCAUAAUGCCUUGCAGACCAAUUCCACACUACCAGCGAACGACGAGUAUACCGUCUCCAACGCACCCAAUGGGAAAAUCCACAUCUCUGGAAAUUCGCCAAUUGCCCUCGCCACUGGACUGAGGUGGUACCUGACCAACAUCGUCCACGUCGACAUAUACUGGUUUAUCGGCUCUCAACUCGACCUUGCUCCCGCUCGACUACCACGCCUGAAUUCGACUUAUCAUGGAGCAAGCACGGUCCCAUGGAGAUACCACUUCAACACGGUCACUUUCAGCUACACGUCUGCCUUUUGGGAUUGGGAUGACUGGCAACUCCAGCUCGACUGGAUGGCGUUGCGUGGAAUCAACCUUCCGCUCGCCUGGGUUGGCUAUGAGAAGAUCUUGUCCGAUGUGUUUACAGAAGCUGGAUUCAGCAACUCUGAGAUUGCAACUUUCCUGUCAGGCCCAGCUUUCCAGGCUUGGAAUCGGUUUGGCAAUAUCCAAGGCAGCUGGGGCGGCGAUCUCCCUCCAAGUUGGAUUGACUCUCAAUUCGCACUCAACAAGCAGAUCGUGGCAAGAAUGGUCGAGCUCGGAAUGACUCCAGUCUUGCCUUGCUUCACUGGUUUCGUCCCCAGGCAGAUUGGCGAGCACUAUCCAAAUGCGUCUUUCGUUAACGGAAGUCGAUGGAGCGGCUUUGAAACGGAAUAUACCAAUGUCACCUUCCUCGAGCCAUUCGAUCCCCUCUUCACGACGCUACAAAAGAGCUUCAUCACGAAACAGACAGCGGCUUAUGGCGAUGUAACGGACAUCUACACCCUGGAUCAGUACAAUGAGAACAAUCCAUACUCUGGAGAUCUAGACUACCUGCGGAAUGUGACUUCCAAUACGAUUCAGAGCUUGAAGGCUGCAGAUCCUGAUGCGAUAUGGUUACUCCAAGGCUGGCUGUUCUACAGCUCGGAAAGCUUCUGGACGAACGACAGAGUGGAGGCAUAUCUGAGCGGCGUCGACAACUCAGAUAUGUUGAUAUUAGACCUCUUCUCAGAAUCCCAACCUCAGUGGCAGCGAACAUCAUCCUACUUUGGCAAACCUUGGAUUUGGUGCGAGCUGCACGACUACGGAGAGAACAUGGGUCUCUACGGCCAAGUCGAAAACGUGACAAUCAACCCCGUAGCCGCUCUGGCAGAUUCAAGCACAAUGGUAGGCAUGGGCUUGACGAUGGAAGGCCAAGAAGGCAACGAGAUCAUGUACGACAUCCUCCUCGACCAAGCCUGGUCCAAGCAACCCCUCAACACAGACAAAUACUUCCACGACUGGGUCGCCUCACGCUACCACGGCGCUCGCUCGCUGCCUAAUGGCUUGUACACAGCGUGGGAUACGAUGCGCAAGACAGUCUACAACAACACGAACCUCAACCGCGCCCAAGCCGUCACAAAAUCCAUCUUCGAACUCGCCCCAAACACGACCGGCCUCCUCAACAGAACAGGCCACCACCCAACGACAAUCCAAUACGAGCCCGCCGUCCUCGUCACCGCCUGGACCGCCUUCUACCACGCCUCAUCCCAAAACCCCAACCUCUGGGCCAACGAAGCCUACACCUUCGACCUCACCGACAUCACCCGCCAAGUCCUCGCCAACGCCUUCUAUCCGCUCUACACCACCUUCGUCAGCACGUCAAACAACACUUCACCCACCUACUCCGCGCAAAAAGCCUCACAAACCGGCCAACAACUCCUCCACCUCCUCUCCUCCCUCGACGCCAUCCUCUCCGCCAGCCCACACGCCCACUUCCACCUCUCAGCCUGGAUUUCCUCCGCCCGCCAACACGCCUCCAACAACGCCUCCCUCGCGGACUUCUACGAAUACGACGCCCGCAACCAGAUCACGCUGUGGGGACCUGACGGCGAAAUCAGCGACUAUGCGAGUAAGCAGUGGGGUGGGUUGGUCAGGGGGUAUUAUUUGCCUAGAUGGGAGAGAUUUGUGCAGUUUACGCUGAAUGGCACAACAGGGGCGAAUGGACGGAAUGAGGCGUUGAGGAGGAGUUUGCUGGAGUUUGAGGAGGGGUGGCAGGUGCAGACGUCUGAUGGUCAGGGUGAGGGUGGGAGAGGUCCGCCGGGCUAUGGAUGGGGAUGGCCGCAUCAAGGAGGGGGUGGUGGGAAUCUGCAGCAGACGAUUGCGAGGGUGGUGCGUGAGUGGCCGAGUAUCUUUGGGUAA
Zasmidium cellare ATCC 36951 is the source of this 2337-nucleotide messenger RNA. Its product is annotated as glycoside hydrolase family 89 protein. NCBI's taxonomy places the organism in Eukaryota, Fungi, Ascomycota, Dothideomycetes, Mycosphaerellales, Mycosphaerellaceae. The record is from RefSeq and is a predicted model, not a curated record. The coding region runs from base 1 to 2337 and encodes 778 amino acids. The transcript has a single exon.